AUGGACCUUGAAGACAGUAAAAGCUCAUCUGAUGUGGUGUCAGACACGUGUGGAGUCUUGGACCUCCACCCUCAUGCUGGUGAGGACACAGAAGGACAGGGGACAUCCAACGAUGUGAAGGAGGAAGAACCUACUCCUGAUUUGGAGUGGUUACAAGAAUUAUACGAAGAGGACGAUGAUGAUGGUGACCUUGCACUUGUAGCUGACCAUGGCGAGAAGUGGAGUUAUGCCGAGACAGCACGGAUGUUCAAGCUGAGACGAAACCUGGACCAGCUGGACAGCUUUCGGCAACAGAAGGAGCUUGACGUGGAAAAAGCCAGAGAAAACCUGAAACUCUGCCGUCAAAAUAUAACGAGUUUACUGGAGACGAGGGAUAACUUAGAGAAAGAAAUAGAGCACCAGAAAGUGACAGACAACAGUGUGGCAGUGUUACGAUUGCCAGCUCAGCAUAAGCACUUGUGUCAAAGGCUGCAGAAUGAGGAAGAGCUGGAAGGCCAAAUCAACACUAAACUGAGGCAACAAGAACGGGAACUGAGUGAGGUGGAAGAGGAGCUUGGCAGGGUCGACUUGCUCCGUCAGGAGCUGCAGGAAGAAGAGCAGCUAUUUCAAGUCUUUAAAGCUCAGAAGGCAACACAAAGGCUGAAGCAGGAGAAGAAAGUCAGACAGAAUUUGCAGCAGAAAAUGAAGCAUUUUAGGGACAAACAGGAAACCAUGCUGAAGGAGGAGGCUGAGUGUCAGAGAAAAAUUGAAGAGAGCCGAGCAAGCCAGAGGAAAGCUGCCAAACACUUGAAACAGACCAUUAAAAGAUUAAAUCAGCAAGCCACGGAGAAGGAGCAACAGAACAGGGAGUUAUUGGAAAAAAGGAUUCAGGCUGUUAUGUCCUUAAAAAAUAACAUAGAAGCCAACCAAGAGUGUUUACAGAUCCAGCAAAGCAAAGCCAAAGAAAAUGUUCAGCAGAAAAAACUACAACAAAGAGAACUGAAAGAGACUCUGCAGGCCCAGGGCAUCUACAGUAUCAAAAAUAUGUACCAGCAGAACCAACUAGAGGAGACAAAACGAAAACAAGAGAAAUUUGAGGAGAGCCAAAAGUCAAAGAGAAUGGAGAUUGUGGCAAAACUUCUUCAGGAGGAACAGCUGAUGAAGAGUAGAAAAAGUAACCAGCCUCCACCUCUCAAACCAUCAACCAAUGACAAGUCCCUGUUUCUGAGGAGGGACGCAGAGAAGCUCCUCUCCUACCUGGAUCCUUCUCCCCCACCCGUUGUUGAGGAGACAGCUCUCAUUACUUUUAGAAAAAUCAGGGACAUAAGCAGCUCCUCAUCAGCUUCUGAGGACUCAGAGGAAAUGGAAGAACCCAUCCAGGGAUAUGUGGACCACCAGAGUCUUGCCGACAGCAUUGCUGAACCUGAAUUUUCUGGGCUGUGGAACCAAGACUACAAGAAGCUUGUCAAUGCGAAGACUACACCACCGGAAACAGAAGUAAAGAAAGAAGAACCUUCGAUGGUUGGCGGAAAGCUCAGCAGCACUGUUAAGAAAGGGCCUUCGUUCAUCAGUAAACCAGAUGUCAUCUUCUUCGAGGAUUUUGAAGUUGGUAAAAUAUAUAAGAAAAAAAUUGUCCUCAUAAACAUCAGCUACACGGUCAACAACUGCAAGUUUGUCAGGGUUUCAGCUCAGUUGAAGGAUUUCAUCUCUAUCAACUUUGAUCCUCCUGGUCCCUUGUCCACUGGGAUGUCUUAUAAUGUGCAGGCUAUUUUCCGGCCAAUGAUCAAUGAGAACUUGGAAGGAGAGAUCCAUUUUACAUCACCUUUAGGUCCCUUCUCAGUGCCUGUAAGAUGCACUAUAAAGACGUGCAGACCGGAGGUUGACAGCCAGUUCAUAGACUUCGGUUCGCACAUGGUGGGCCAGACUAUUUCACGGACUGUCACCUUGACCAACAAGGGAGCGCUGGGCACCCUUUUCAGCCUGGAUACCUCUGAGUGUCUCACUCCAGAGACUAGCCAUGUUCAGCUGCCAUCCCACAUCUCUGCCAGCAUAAGUCUGGAAAAAUGCAGUGAAAACACGUCAUGUAAUAGCCAAGAGAGCUUUAUUUCCACACAUGCUGGAGAAGUCCAGCCAAAGCAGCAGAGCCAGGAGCUCUGUGAGGCAUCACAGCAAGAGAAGCCCGCAGAAGGUCCAGAAGGAAUGUCUGAUGAUUUUCUGUCCUCAUAUGUGGAGACCCAGAUAGACUCUUCAGACUCCAGUGACAUUAGACUUGGACUUGUAAGAGAAGGAGAGAUUGGACCAUUUCAGAGCAUCAGACUUGAUGUUUUAUUCACUCCAACCAUUCCUGGAGAGACCAGACUGGAUUUCUACAUCAAAUUCUCUGACAUAAACACCAGACCAAUACCCAUCAAAGUGAGGGCUGUGACCACCAGCAUUCCUGUAUGGGUCGUUGAGCCAAACAUUGACCUGAAAAUCUGCAUGUUUGACCACCUUUAUCAAGAAAGGGUUGUGGUCCAAAGCAGAGCAAGCACAGCUUUGAAACUGACUUUUGAGGUGUGCCCUGAAAUGAGGAAACAUAUGGAGAUUCUACCAAAGACUAGCGUCAUCCAGGCUCAAUCAAGCUUUAAUGCUCAGCUGAAGUUCAUGCCGAGACGAUCCCUGUCCAAAGAUGCUGAGCAGUUUUUUGACAUUGAUACAGGAGUUCUGGAGGUUCCAAUGACAGUCUACGUAGCCGGCCAGGUGAAACCUGCCCAUUUCACAGUUCAGGCGAUUGUGACCUCAUCGGACCUGCAGUUGGACCAGACUGAAGUGGACUUUGGUUACUGUUCCGUCUACGAAUCAGUGACGAGCACCGUUCGCCUCACCAACCUGUCGCUGCUGCCUCAAGACUUCGGCUUCGUGGGCGUUCCAGAGUUCAUUGAGGUCCAGCCCAAUGAUGGCUUUGGUACUCUGCUCCCACAAGAAACCCUGGAGAUCGAGCUGAUUUUCAGUGCAAAGGCAACCAAAAACUACCAUUUCCAGUUCAACUGCAAGUCUGGAACUAACAGGGACCUUGUGCUGUCCUGCCAGGCGGUGGGUGUCCAGCCACCACUGGAGCUCUCACAUUCUUUGGUUCAGUUCAGGGCCACAGCAGUUGGUGACCAAUCAACUGCCAGACUGUACCUGACCAAUCGUCAUGCCGACCAUAACCAGCCAAAACUAACAGUCACUUCAGCAGUCAAAGAUGCCAGAGGGUUCUGCUUCACUCUCCCACAAGAUUCGGACAUCAGCAUCACUCCCUCUGUAGGACGCCUUGACCCUGGAGAGAGAUGUUGUGUCAUGGUGGCAUUUAAGCCAAGACUUUUGGAGCAAGACAUUAAAGAGGAGGCGUUACGUCUCGCCCACCAAGCCACGAUGCGCAGUGAGGAAAAACUGGAGAGAACCCAAGUGGAACCUAAUAAAGAGAAAAGGGGAAUUAUGAAUCCAAAGAGCAGAACAGCGAAAGACCAAAAAACAAACAAACUAAAGGAAUCAGCCGUUCCAGUCCACAUACAGCCGGGGUCAGCGCAGUGGAAGGAGGCGGAGGUCUCUCUGCUCCGCUCCUUCAGCCAGCGCUUCAGAGAGUACACCAUUCCUUGCUUUGUGUCAGACGACGACCCUUCAGAGACAGACAGACAGCUCCGGCCAACUUGGAGUCCCACAAACACCCUCUACCUGAAGGUUCACUGUCCUGCUCUACAGCCCCCUCUGGUGGUGACAUCCAACAAUGGCCACAACGUCAUAGAGUUCCAGCAGGUGGUUGUGGGAGAGAAGCUUAUUAAAAAGUUUACAGUUCAGAACAUUUCAAAGGAGUCUUUGGAUCUGAAGUCGUCAGUGUUGGACAUACAUGGCUCUUUUGAGCUCCUCACUACCCUCAGAUCCAUCGGACCUGGAAAAGAGCAGACUCUAGCGGUGGCAUUCAGACCUACUCUGGUCCAAAAGUACUGUGAUGUUCUGGAGCUGCAGUGCCAUAAAAUGGUCAUCCAAAUGAGUCUCCACGGCGAGGGUGUGGAUCCUGCAGUCACGUCAUCUCCCUCUGGUGGUCUGCUGGACUUUGGCUACGUGCUGAAGGAAGAAACCGCCUCACAACGUGUGCAGUUACACAACAGCUCAGCAGUGGCCGUGGGUUUCAGAGCGCUGCUGGCCAGCCAGGCUCUUUCCAGGUCACAAGAUGGAGCUGACACACUGGCCUUACCCCUGGAUGGAUACAGAGGCUCGCAGCUCCAGCUUACCAAGGGGACCCAGAACUACAGCGGGCUGAGUGUGUUCACCGUAAAGCCAGUAGAGGGCAGCAUUGCUCCUGGUAAGAGCCAAGACCUCACCAUCACCUUUCAGCCUGACCACCCAUCUGUCAACUAUUGUGACAGGCUCACCAUAGAGCUCCCGAAUAAGCAUAAAGUGAUGGAGCUGAAGGGAGCAGCCUCUUCACGUAUCAUGUAUCUAUGUGGAGGAGACCUGACGGUGCCCACUGAAUCUCUCCUCCCACCAUCCAUCACCAGCCAGCCUCAGCUCACAGAGUCGGAGGUGAUGGAGAGUAUUCCCUUUCUGGUGACCCUGCGGGCCGACUGCAGAGCUGGUGUCAUCAAGCCUGCAGUCAGGGAGCUGCAGGUGGGCUGCAUCCACUCCACAAGGACCAGUAGGAAGAGUGGCCAAUUUUACUGGGAGGAUGUGGCAUCUGUGCAGCAGCAAGGAUUCAGUGUGGAGCCCAUUAAGGGAACUGUGGAGGCAGGACGCAGAUGCACCAUCAGCAUCACCUGGACUCCCCCCAGUGGAUACAAGCCCUUUGAGGUGGUGCAGAUGUGCGUUCCUCUUACUCUAAAGGGCGAUGAGACCAAUGUUUACAGCGUCACCCUGAUGGCUUUGGUCUCUGUGACUGCCGACUGACCUCCACAGUCCCUGGAUGAGAAGUCUGCUCACAUGUACUCUGACAAAAUACACAAACACACACGACGUAUAUAUAGAUAUAACACAGAGGAAUAAAUAACCUAAUUAUUAAGCUUGUUGUCUGAGGUAAUGAGGUGUCAGUUUUGUUUCAGUUCUCCCAAAAUGCUCAAAAAGACAUUUGAAAGGAUGUUUGUGUCUUCUUUUCUUAUAAAUAUUGAAAAGAACUGAUUUGUAUGUGACUUGUUUUUUUUUCUUCU
Molecule: messenger RNA, 5138 nt
Organism: Cololabis saira (Pacific saury)
Lineage: Eukaryota; Metazoa; Chordata; Actinopteri; Beloniformes; Belonidae
Gene: cfap74
Product: cilia and flagella associated protein 74
Exons: 38
Coding region: 1-4881 (1626 amino acids)
Source: RefSeq, a predicted model, not a curated record